GAGAACCUCGGGCCGUCUCCUGGGCAGUCCUGGCGGCCUCGCAUCGAUCUCGGGUCUAAGGUCCGGCCGGGUCAGAGUUCCCGCGGCUCUUCCUCGCCUGCGAGUCGCCACCCCACCCCCUGGCCCCGUCGCCGCUCCGGGAACUCAUUAGCGGAGGCCUCGGUGUCCCCGAGGGGCCCUGCAGCCUACGCCGUGGUCAGGUGCGAGGAGACAGGUCAUCGGUGGCUGCCCGCCCGAGGGAGGCGGGGCCUGUCCGAGGCCCGGGCCGGGCAGGGGGCAGCGGGCGGCCGGGACCCCGCGUCCCCUCCUCCUCCGCGCCGCAGCCUUGCGACCCUGGGCGCGACUCCGCGCCCCCUCCGCCGCACCGUCCCCGGCAACAGGUGAAGAGGCGGCCGGCGGCUGUGCCCCCGCGGGGCGGUCCCUCCGCUGCGCGCCUCGCGCCCGCCCCUCUCCACGCCCCCUACCCUCCCCCCCGGCCACCGCCGCUCGCUUCGGCCGCCCGGCGGCCUCCUCUGGCUCGGACUCCUGCUCUCGGGCCCCAUCGCCGCCUGAGAGCCCGCACGCCGAGGAGCGGGGGCGCCACGCACUCGCAGGACUCGCGCCGCUGCUGGACCGGCCGCGGCUGGCACCCCCGCGUGCUCCCCUCCCCCUCGCCGGGGUCCCGGGGCUCCGGGCCGCGCGUCCAGCCUCCGACGCGCAGGGGGGUCCCAGAGGAGGGGCCAGCCCGGCCAAGGCGCGACGAUGGAGGACCCGCAGCGUGCCCGCCCGCACACCGUCACCACCACCGCCAGCUCUUUCGCGGAGAACUUCUCCACCACCAGCAGCAGCUUCGCCUACGACCGGGAAUUCCUUCGCACAGUGCCCGGGCUCCUCAUCGUGGCGGAGAUCAUUCUGGGACUGCUGGUAUGGACACUUAUCGCUGGAACUGAGUACUUUCGGGUCCCUGCAUUUGGCUGGGUCAUGUUUGUAGCGGUAUUUUACUGGGUCCUCACCAUCUUCUUCCUCGUCAUCUACAUAACGAUGACCUACACCAGGAUCCCCCAGGUGCCCUGGACUACCGUGGGCCUGUGCUUCAACGGCAGCGCCUUCGUCUUGUACCUCUCGGCCGCUAUCGUGGAUGCGUCCUCCGUCGCCCCGGAGAGGGACAGCCACAACUUCAACAGCUGGGCUGCCUCCUCGUUUUUCGCCUUCCUGGUCACCAUCUGCUACGCUGGAAACACGUAUUUCAGUUUUAUAGCUUGGAGAUCCAGGACCCUACAGUGAUUUGCCAUUCUGAGAAUGAAGAGGGGGGAGAAAAGGAAGAAUCUCACUGUAAAAACAGCUGUAGGUAUAAUGUAUAUUUCCAGAGAAUUAUAUUUAACUAAUGUUUUUAUAUACUUAGUUAAAUUUCGCUCCAUGGUUUGUUACAAUUAAACUGGAUAUUUGUUUGCAAAGUGCUGUAGGUUAUAAUGACCUCUUAAAGAUCUUGCUGGUGUCUUCAUGCACCUUAUUACUAUUUUCUUAGACAAUGUAUAAAUGGAUAAAAUGCUAAUGUGAAGAAAGUGUCAAGUUUGUAAACCUAACUUUUAAAAUGCCAGAUUUUUUUUUGAUUAAAUGUUUUAAAAUCUUGAA
Messenger RNA from Phyllostomus hastatus (greater spear-nosed bat), 1611 nucleotides. RefSeq names its product CKLF like MARVEL transmembrane domain containing 8 (gene CMTM8). The record is from RefSeq and is a predicted model, not a curated record. Gene Ontology annotation, biological process: myelination. Bases 742 to 1263 code for a protein of 173 amino acids. Gene Ontology annotation, cellular component: membrane. The transcript has 4 exons. Gene Ontology annotation, molecular function: structural constituent of myelin sheath. NCBI's taxonomy places the organism in Eukaryota, Metazoa, Chordata, Mammalia, Chiroptera, Phyllostomidae.